Messenger RNA from Oreochromis niloticus (Nile tilapia), 3133 nucleotides. RefSeq names its product complement C1q-like protein 4. Lineage: Eukaryota; Metazoa; Chordata; Actinopteri; Cichliformes; Cichlidae. The transcript is spliced from 5 exons. Gene Ontology annotation, molecular function: protein binding. The coding region runs from base 286 to 1005 and encodes 239 amino acids. The record is from RefSeq and is a predicted model, not a curated record.
UCUGCAGUGUGUGAGGUGGAGGAUGAGGGGACGUGGAGGAGACCACCGCUCGGUUUAGCAUGAACAGAAUGAGACUCAUAGUUACUUAUCUUUUGGUUCACUGACUUUUGGUCCACUGACUGUGUACAUACCUGUGUUGUACUGACACGAGCAGCUUUUACACAGGAUGUGUUGGGGGCAGUGUGGGUGUGUGUUUGAGAGGUGGUCCAGUAACCUCCUCAUUUAUGUUAUGAAAAGCUCCGCUUUGUAGACGGCACAGUUGCACAGCAGAUAUCCAGCAACAGAAUGGAGAUCGUGUUUUUCCUGCCACUGCUUCUGGUCUGCUCUGUUUCAGCAGAUCAGACUGAGACUCCACUUCAGCCACCCUGUCCACAGGACAUCCAUGCCGUGCUGAGAGAGAUGACCGCCUCUCUGGCCGAACAUAAAGUGGAGAUCAGGACCUUAAAAGAACAUAACAAAGAACUUGUGGCAAAACUGAAAGAAGCAGAGAGUCAAAAGCUGAAGCAGCAGCUGCAAGACCAUGCAGCAAAGCUGGAGGAGCUGGAGACUCACAAGUCUGUGGUUGUUGAGUUAAAGCAGGAACUGAAAGUCAAACAGGUGGCUUUCUCAGCCUCUCUGCUGGAUCAAGGUGAUGGAUAUACUGGACCCUUUAACACAGAGACCACUCUGAUCUUCAAACGUGUUGUCACAAACAUUGGAAAUGCGUACAACAUAAACACAGGUAUUUUCACCGCACCAGUGAGAGGAGUCUACCACUUUGAGUGGCACAUAGGUGCACACGGGGAUGCUUCACAUGCUGUAUAUGCUCUGUUGUUUAAAAAUGGAGAGCGCAUAUUCACAGCAUACGAAGUCCAACCGUCCCAUUAUGUAACCACCUCUAAUGGAGCCUCUCUGCUGCUGGAGGUUGGAGAUCAGGUGCUUUUGCAUCUCGCUACUAACUCGAAAAUCUACGACAAUCAAAAUCAUCUUUCCACCUUCAGCGGUCAUCUGAUUUUCACCAUGUGAGAGCGAAGCUCUUCCUCAUGUUGUUUUUGCUCAGCUGUUUGAGAAUUAUAUGUUAAGUGCAUUCAUGUCACUGAUAGUAAAUGUAAACUAACUGUCUUUGGUUUUUAAACCAUUUACAUUUAUAGAUAAAGGCAAUGAUACAGUGAAACAGUUUACAGUCAUAUUUCUACCAAAAUAAUAAUGAAAAUUCUUUUUUUGGUUCUGGGUCAUUCAACCCUGCAUUCUGAGUUUAUGAUGGAUUUUUUUCUGAUUUCUUUGUAAACUUUUAGUUUUCUAUCACUUAGUUUAUAGUCAUAGUUUUUCCUGCUAAGUUGAUUAUACUCCCGGCCCAUGUGUUCUUGUCCCUGUGUCAUUUCCUGUUUCCUGUCCGAGUCUUUUCCUCUGUGUCGUGUAGUUGUGUCUCGUCUCUCUUUCCUGUUUACAUGUUCCCCUCCUUGUGUUUCAUUCCGUGGCUCCUCCGUCUGUGUUGUGCUUUCAUGUGUGUUCUUCCAAGCCCGUCAUGUCUCCCUCUGUCUCUGUGUAUCAUCUCCCUUAACUGUUUCCACGUUCCCCUCUCCUGGGAGACUGCUCCCGUUGUCUCCCAAGCCCAGCUCCUAUGUCAAGUUGUGUUAAUUAGUCUGAAUCUCAGUGUUUCCUGUUUUACUUUGAAAGUGUCACGUCCUGUGUGCAGUGUGUUUAGUUUUUCUUCCUCUGUGUAGUUAGGUCAAUUCGUCUCAGUUGUUUUCCCAGGUGUUUCCACUUUCCCUAAUUACCCUUGUGUGUAUUUAUUGUGUGAGUGUCCCUCUGUUCAUUGUCAGGUCGUCUGUUUGUCUCCCCGUGUUCCUGGUCUGAAGUUUUUCCCAUGUUCCUUGUGCUUUGAUCUUAGGCUCUUGACGAAGGCGGUUGAACUUUUCUCCUCUCCCUCUCCCUUAUCUUUCCUGCUUGGCUUCUCAUGUCCUUGUCUAGUCUCGUCUACUUUUCUACUUUUGCCCUGGAACACUCUCACAGUCUGUUCUCUAAAACCUAAAAGAGGAAUUAUGGAUUUGGUCAACUGGUUCCUGAAUGCAAUUAACACCCUCUUCUCAACGAGAAGUCUGGGCUCGGGUGAGCCCGAGUGUCCUGGAGGGACGUUCCCUGCCGGAUACACGAUGGAUGGGUGGAGGAAUUGGAGGGUCGUGUGCCUGACGGGACUGUUGAUCGAGGACAUUGAAGACAUCUACCUUUUCUGAACCAUGAUAACAGGGUUCCUGCUGAUGGGAGCUGGCAUAGCCCUGGCUUCUCGAAAAUUAAAGAAAGCAGAAUCGGCUGUUCAAAACCCCACAAGGCUGCCUGCUGUGUUUGAAACAAUGUUGGAUCUUGGAGAAGCUCACGGCGAUUGUGAGUACUCAGACUAUGCUCUUUGAGCGCAAGAUUGACAACAUCUCGCAGAAGCUCACGGCUCUCCAACAGGAGAUUGAGAGGCCAGUGACGGACUGUUAGACCAACUGUGAAAUUGACAUGCAGUUGUUCGCACUAAAGGAAUACCACCAUCAUUUCAUGUGGCUACCAUAUCUGCGCCAGCUGUGGUCUCAAGGCUGGAGCUGAACAUAACAAAUUCUCAAUUCUAACAGACGAUGCUUAGAUUGUUCCUUCCUAUCCUACGCAAGGCCACCUGGGUCAGCUGGAAGACUGUUUACUUAGCCUGGCGGUGCGAAGGACACUCUCUCAGGUAAACUCAGGAUACACACAAGCAUCCAAACGCCUUCGAUGCUUGUCCCCUCCCGGGGAAGAUGGCGGAUCAACUGGACCAGCGCAGAAAUGCUGCAGGACCGGAUGCGCUGUUUACACCGGCUCUCUCUCAUCCUUUACCCGCCCCUGUUGCUUGUCUUGUGUUUCUGUGGUGUAUUGACAGUUAUGUGCUUUUUGUGCUGGGGUGUUUCUCUGUUCUCAAACUGUUCUCCCAUUAGGAGCUCAGUCUGAAUGGAGUUUUUUUCUUCUCCUCUCACCUCAUGUUGUGUGUUUUCGUUGGUUUUUUCCCAUCAGCCUGCCUUUCUGACAUGUCUCCUAAUGUGAUGUUUGUGUAAAGUAUGUUUGGUCACACGGUUCCUUUGUAAGUGCGCAUGCGCCAUUUAGCCUGCUGUAACCCAUAAUUUCCUUCGGCAUUAUUAAA